Molecule: messenger RNA, 1311 nt
Organism: Fonsecaea pedrosoi CBS 271.37
Lineage: Eukaryota; Fungi; Ascomycota; Eurotiomycetes; Chaetothyriales; Herpotrichiellaceae
Exons: 2
Coding region: 1-1311 (436 amino acids)
Source: RefSeq, a predicted model, not a curated record
AUGUCUGACAAUCCCUCCCCCGAUACUCAAGCGUCAACUUCGGACAAUGCCUCUAAUGCAGCCUUAUCGAGCACCACCACCAGCACUUCUCCAAGCGACUUUUCAGAACCCUCAGCAAGCAGUGCACCAGCAGCCUCUACAGAGACUGACACAGACAACAUACCAGCUCUCUUUACGAGCACCUCCUCAAGUCUUACAGCAAACAUCCCAUCAAGCACUCUCACGACUACGAAUGCUUCAUCGUCACCUUCGUCCGGGGCGACAGGCACUCCACAAACCCUACAGCCGACGGCUUCAAACCACCUUUCUGACGGAGCAAUCGCUGGAGUGGCCAUUGGUUGUGCCGCGCUCGGUGCUCUUCUCGCCCUGAUACUCAUGAUUCUCCUACGUCGACGCCAGUCAAAGUCUCAGUCCAGGCAUCACAAAACACAUUCCCGUCUCGCCCACAAAUCGUUGAGAAGUGACAAAGACCCAGACAAGUCUCUGGUCCGCUCGAACAUUGCUCCCGUUGCCGCACAGCCCGACGUCAACAUCGAUGCUUUCCUCCCGCAGCAAACCGACGAUGCCACGGUCAAGCAGAGGGUUCUGCUUCUGUUUGACCAGAUUGAACUCCACGUCGACAACUACUACAGCGAGCAGCCCGUGCAACUGACGGCCGACGAGCAGAAUGAGCUCUCCAGAUUUGGGACCCCGGAGUUGCCCAUGCCGCUGGGUGCUCUGCUGGAGACAUCUCACCGCAAGGUCACCGUCAUCAAGCACUGCCUCGCCUAUCACGCCGUGCAGCUGGUCACUCCAUCGCACUCCUCGGACUGCCUACUACCCUAUGAGGUGUCUAACAUGCUUCUCCUCGCCACGCCCAAGCCCAAUGACCGCAACUUCCACCUAGCCCUCUCUCGCUGGCGCAUGCUCACCGCAUACCUGCGCCCAGAUAUAUUCGACGGGAAGGACGUACCCGAGUCUGCCACCGCCGCAACGGCAGACCAGGAUGCCCACCUAUACACCCUCGCCCAGGCGUUCUCGGACCGCUUCGCCGCCUUCAGCCAGCCGCACAACGCGGAGCAAAAGGUCAAGCACCUGGCCGAAGUGCUGCGCACCGCGGUCCGCAUGGCGCUCUGGCUGUACGCGCAGCCCGCGACGUUCCGGUUCGACUGGGGCCCGGGGCCCGCGCCUCCGCCGGACACUGCGGCGGCGCGGCGCGCGACGACGCCCACGGUCGUGACGGUGCCGUCGCUGGUCAAGACGCAUGACGGUAUGGGACGGGAGAUCCAGCCCGCCCAGACCAUUCAACUCCUCGUCAAGAGGCGCGUGUGA